GAUCUUCUUUUGAGAGUUUAGGCUGCUAUCAGGGAGGUGACCGUAGACCUGAUUCAGUCCUCCUGAAGAACAUGCGUUCUAGUCUGCAGUGGUCUAAUAUGACUCCGCACGUGUUAGAAUGUGCGCGAUUAGCCAUUGAAAAGAACUUAAACGUAUUUGGCAUUGAGUAUUAUGGAGAAUGUUGGGGGGUUAAGAAUGACGCCGAUUCAAGCCUUUGGCAAAAGAAAGAUUCUGGAUGUGUCACUGCUGAUUGGACUGGGAAUUACCUGCUUGGAAGUGCUAAUGAAAUUGCCCUGUACAGAUACGCAAAAUAAGAAAUCGACAACAAGAUCAAUCAAAAUGACAUACCACAAAGACGGGGAGAUGAUAAAACACAUUUAGACAGGACAUUCUGCGACAUUCAAUUGUCAAUUGAGUUACAUUAUCCGCGUCUUGUUCUACUUGGAUAUUACCAACACUUUGUUAUGUACAUGUAUGUCAAUAAACAAACA
This is a messenger RNA of Owenia fusiformis, 491 nucleotides long. NCBI's taxonomy places the organism in Eukaryota, Metazoa, Annelida, Polychaeta, Sabellida, Oweniidae. The record is from the annotation of a GenBank genome assembly.